Molecule: messenger RNA, 2664 nt
Organism: Chaetomium strumarium
Lineage: Eukaryota; Fungi; Ascomycota; Sordariomycetes; Sordariales; Chaetomiaceae
Exons: 2
Coding region: 1-2664 (887 amino acids)
Source: RefSeq, a predicted model, not a curated record
AUGGACGGCAAAGUAGAGGUGGAGAUGAAUCCGGACAGGAUGGAUAUGGACAUGGGCAUGGACAUGGACGACAUUGAUGUCGACGUCGACUCGCUCGACUCGGAGGACCUGCACGAGACCCGUCCCAACCGCUGGCGUGGCCACCCGGAGACGUGGAGGAAGUGGACCGAGCUCGAUCGCGCCACGUGGACGGCGCUGGAGAAUGCGCGGAAGGAGGACCUGGCUGUGCAUUUGUACAACGCCUACGGGCUGAGGAGGGGGUUUCGGGUUGGGCCUAUGGUUGCUGACGAUGUCAAUGUCAAUCUUGAUUAUGAUGGGGAUGAUGAAGACGGGGAUGGAGAAGGUGAAGAUGGGCAAAGGCCAUGGAAGCUCGACAAGGCGUGGACUGCGUGGCCCAUGAGGGCCGACGAGGUCCCGGACGAUGGGUUAAUGCCCAGGACGAUUGACGUCAAUGAGCCGUUUACCCUGCGGCGGGAGGAGACGCAGACGUUUGCGGGGGUGAACUUGGAGGAGGAGAUUUCGGCGACGAUUCUGCGGCGUGCCAAGGAGAAAUUCCGGAAAAGGGAUCUGCAGCAGACGGCCGAGGAUGAGCAAGCCCUGCCGUCUGUCGAGCAGGGAGAUGCUGAUGCUACUGCUGCUCAAGGCGAGACGGAUGCGUCAGACACCGCUGCGACUAGUGCUGUGGACGACGAAACGGAGGCGGAGACGGAUGCGUCACACAGGAGACCAAGGAAGAGAAGGCGCAGAGGAGCAUCGCCUACUUUUACGCCUGUCUUCUCGGCGGAUGAUGACCGGUCCUACAUGCUGCUUCGCCCAGCAGCGAGGCGGAUAAUGGAGAAGCUUGACCACACGCUCAUGAUCCUGCAUAACCAGCGCGCCGCAGGCCUCGGAAACAUCUCGGAGUCCUCUGCUAGUGACGAGGACGAGACAGAGUCUGAGGAGAUGUCCAUCCGGCCGUCAGUGUCACCGGAAAAGUCGCCGGCGCCACGGAAAAAUAGGGGCGGCAGGCCUAGGAAGGUGAACGUACCCCUCGAGGGAGAAACAGAGCAGGAGAUGACGGUCAGGCUGGCGAAAGAAAACCACAGGAGGAAUCCCUUCUUGACGGAUACGCCAGGUUCCGGGGAGGACGAGCGCAGCCGGAGCCAGAGCAGGAGCAGGAGCAGGAGCAGGAGUCUUGGCAGAGGACGGCAGUCAUCACUCCCUUCGCUGGCGGAGUCGCGGGCGAGCUCCGUUAGAAGCUCCUUGUCACGGAAAUCCGGAUCUCGAAGCUCUAGCGCUUCAUCAACAAACAGGGAGAAGCUUCUCGGGCGAUGGGGCCUGCGAGACUGGCGUGACGUGCUGGGUGCCGCUGCACUGGCCGGAUUUUCGCCGUCAGUCAUCGCCCGCGCCGCUCAACGAUGUUCCACGCUUUUCAGGGAAGAGAUGACGCUGCAUACGCUGCACGAGCGGUCUGCUGCUAGCGGCCAAGUCGAGCUAGAGACGGUGCGGUAUGUGCCCGGAGCAGCCCUUCCUCCAUCCUCAGACGAAGACGAUGAUGAGUCCGAGGCUGAGCUGGCCCAGACCCGCACGAUUAGCCGCUAUUCUAGUGUCCGACUUCCCGAAGAGAUGUCGCCUGAGCCGACCCCACAGACACCACGCGCCAGCCGGUCAGCUACGCCAGCAACAGGCUUGUUGUGUCCCCAUCCGGGCUGUCCAAGGGCCAUGCAUGGGUUCAAAAAGCGAUGGAACCUUGAGAGGCACAUGCAGACUGUGCACAAGGGACACGCGCCAGCCUCGCCAGAACCAGAGCCGCAGACUCGGCGUGGUGGCCGCUCAGAAACGGCGGCAGCCCUGGUGUGCUCCUACCCUGGCUGCUCGAGGGCCACGCGCGCGUUCAAAACGCGGACCGCUCUUGACAAGCACAUCCGGACCGUGCAUGAAAGCCAGACAAGCCAGACAAGCCAGACGGGAGGCUUUAUACAACUGACGCCGAUAGAGCUGGAGAAAACGUUGAGGGACCUCGACCGGUCAGGCGCUCAUGGACUCCGGGCGUGUCCCGUUCCCGGCUGUCCAAGAGGCUCUAAAUCGUUUCAGAGGUGGGCGAAAGUUGUGAGGCAUAUUCGGACGGUGCAUGGGAAAGGACAUGUAGCGGGCUCUACAGAACUGGAGCUUACAGAGCCGGAAGAGGUACCAAGGCAACGCGGCCAGUUAGCCACGCCGGCGCCGGCAAACCUACUUUGUCCCAUUCCGGACUGCCCGAGGGCCACGCGUUCGUUCAAGAAGUGGUCACACCUUAAGAGGCACGUCCGCGAGCUGCAUAAGGAACAGGCAGCAGACUACUUGACAGAACCGGAGCUUACCGAGCUGGACACUUCAUCAAAGCAGGGCAGCCGGUCAACCACGCCCGGAGCUGUCUAUUUCUGCCACUUCUCGCAUUGCCCAAGGGCUGUUGACGGUUUCAGUAAGGUGACAAACUUCAAGCGGCAUAUGCAGACGGUGCACGGGAAAAGCGUAGCUAAUGUCGCAGAAGAGGGAGAGGACAGUAUGGACGAGAUGCACGGUGGGGCGCACCUGGACGGGUUUCUGAAGCCCAUCAAAUUUAGGAGGGGGUGGCGAACGGCCGACACGCAGGUAGGACGCCAUCGGUCACGGAAGGGAACCAGAGAUGGACCAGAAGAACUUUGA